This is a messenger RNA of Zalophus californianus (California sea lion), 2618 nucleotides long. It is a transcript of the gene KCTD10, whose product is annotated as potassium channel tetramerization domain containing 10. Gene Ontology annotation, molecular function: ubiquitin-protein transferase activity; protein binding. Lineage: Eukaryota; Metazoa; Chordata; Mammalia; Carnivora; Otariidae. Bases 104 to 1054 code for a protein of 316 amino acids. The record is from RefSeq and is a predicted model, not a curated record. Gene Ontology annotation, biological process: negative regulation of Rho protein signal transduction; protein ubiquitination; protein homooligomerization. Gene Ontology annotation, cellular component: Cul3-RING ubiquitin ligase complex. The transcript is spliced from 7 exons.
GGAAGUUCCCGCCCCGGCCCCGCCUCUGCCCCCGGCUCGCGCGAGCUGGGUGUUUCCUGCCUCUCAGUCCGGGUUUGGAGACUCCGGCGUCCUCCGACUUUUCAUGGAAGAGAUGUCAGGAGAAAGUGUGGUGAGCUCAGCGGUGCCAGCGGCUGCUACCCGCACCACUUCCUUCAAGGGCACGAGCCCCAGCUCCAAGUACGUGAAGCUGAAUGUGGGCGGGGCCCUCUACUACACCACCAUGCAGACGCUGACCAAGCAGGACACCAUGCUGAAAGCCAUGUUCAGCGGGCGCAUGGAAGUGCUCACUGACAGCGAAGGCUGGAUCCUUAUUGACCGGUGUGGGAAACACUUCGGUACAAUACUCAACUACCUCCGUGACGGGGCGGUACCCUUGCCCGAGAGCCGCCGGGAGAUUGAGGAGCUGCUGGCAGAAGCCAAGUACUACCUGGUCCAGGGCCUGGUGGAAGAAUGCCAGGCAGCCUUACAACAGAACAAAGAUACUUACGAGCCUUUCUGCAAAGUUCCUGUCAUCACCUCAUCCAAGGAAGAGCAGAAACUUAUAGCGACUUCAAAUAAGCCAGCCGUGAAGCUGCUCUACAACAGAAGUAACAACAAAUACUCGUAUACCAGCAAUUCUGACGACAAUAUGUUGAAAAACAUUGAGCUCUUUGAUAAGCUGUCUCUGCGCUUUAACGGAAGGGUCCUGUUCAUAAAGGACGUCAUUGGGGACGAAAUCUGCUGCUGGUCCUUUUACGGUCAGGGCCGCAAGAUUGCUGAGGUCUGCUGCACCUCCAUCGUCUAUGCCACUGAGAAGAAACAGACCAAGGUGGAGUUCCCAGAGGCCCGGAUUUAUGAGGAGACUCUCAAUAUUUUGUUGUACGAGGCCCAGGAUGGCCGAGGACCUGACAACGCGCUCCUGGAGGCCACAGGCGGGGCAGCUGGCCGCUCCCAUCACCUGGAUGAAGAUGAGGAGCGAGAGCGGGAGCGGAUCGAGCGCGUGCGGCGGAUCCACAUCAAGCGUCCAGACGACCGGGCCCACCUCCACCAGUGAGCAAGCGGGCGAGCCGCCCUCCUCCCCUCUCCCCUGCUCUUCACUCCGAUGCCUGCAGCCUCCUGGGCACCUUCCACUUCCCCUGGAGUCUGGAGAUACUUUUUUGUAACAAGCCAGAUGAUUAUUUUGGUAUUUCUCAACCAGGUGACUGUCUUUCCCCAGGUGAAUACACCCGUGUUCUUGAGCAAGCUGUGUCCCAAGGUCUCCCCGUUCCGUGGGGAUCUGAGAAUCCUUGGAGCCAGGCUUUCUUGGUUCUCGGAGAAAAGUAUGAAUGGGUAUGAAGUAGACGUGAGAAAUUUUGUUUGCAGUAUUUAUUUUGAUGGGUGCUGACUACCUAUUCGGCCUUUGCGGGGGGCAUUCCUUCGGGGUUCCAUCUGACCGCUGCAACAGGGAUCCUGCAGUUGGCGGCCACCAGAGGUUUCCCUGAGCUCCUUGUUUCAUAAUCCUCCAGCCCUGCACGCUGGCUGCGUUCCUGUGCGUCAGACCGGGCCAUCUCCGGGGCUUUGCCGGAAGUCCGUUCGGCCCCAGGAUCUUGCCCCUCUGGCUUGUUGGUAGAUGCAUGCAGUUUGUGGCACCGAAAAUAGGACCGAUGAGCUUUGUGCCUGUGACUGGUCGAGCAUAGCUCUGGAGGCCCGGCUCUACUGGAGGGGCAGGCCUGUUGGGACCCCGCAUACCUGGCUAAGGGCAGAGCCGGCCCUGGCAGGGAGUGCACCUUUCCCGGCUCCUUCCUCACCUCCUGCCCCUUACACUUGCGCAACCCCCCCCCCCCCCCCAGCCAUUGACCAACUCCUGGUUAUGAGCGGAGCUCACACACCGCCCAGUGCUCCAUUCUUUCUUCCUCAGCCUUCUUCCCUGUUAAGCUGGGCUUCCUGUCUCAAGUAGAAGCCCUGCCCUUUGCUUAGAAAGUGGACGUGGCCCAGCCUCUGUCCCCCAGCCUGGCAUCCAGGCAGGAAGCCCAUUCACACCAGCAGUCUCGGGGCAGCUCGCUUGCUGUAGACAUAGCCAUCAUCCCGAGACCGCCUUUGUGUCUUUGCCUCUGGUUUUUACACAGUAUGGAGUGGCCACAGCGAGCCAAGUUAGAGGAUGUGCAGCUCCUUUGGGGUCCAGCUAAGUGUUUGUGUUCGUGUUUAAGGGACGUGUGCGACUGUAGAUGGGGAUGUGUGCUUGUGGGGCGCAGGGGGGCCCGCGCUGGAGCCCAGCUGUCCGCACGGUGCUCGUGUAGGACGGACGUUCUCGGUUAUCUACCUCCCAGUCUCCUCUGCGCCUGGGAAGGGACAGGAGUGAGUGGUGACUGAUGUGGCUGGUCGCGACUAGACUAGGUAGAGUAGUUACAAGGAGAUGUGAACGUGCGUAAGGUAAUGGAUGGCAUUUGCUCUUCAAGGGAAGUUACUGUUUUAUACCAAAGGUAUUGAGGUGGGCAGCCUUUGACAGUGUAUUCCAAAAAACGAGUUUAUAUUUUGAAACCGUUUUUACAGCUUAGGCUUUUGUACAUACUGCCCUUCUUGGGACAGUUGUAUGCCUUUAUUUUGUAUCCAGCAGGAAAGCCUAUAAUAAAACUUAAAAA